CAGCGGACUGACAAACAUACCUCUGUGUUUCCAAGAGUGUGUACUUGUGGAAACCAUUAGCUUAGUAGCAAGAGCUAUAAUGGGAAAUACACAAGGCAGCACUGUGGAUGACCUGCAGGCAGUGGAGCUUCACCACUGGUACAAGAAGUUCAUGACUGAGUGCCCAUCAGGACAGUUGACUUUGCAUGAGUUCAAACAAUUCUUUGGCCUUAAGGGAUUGAACCAAGAAGCUAAUGCCUACAUUGAACAAAUGUUUAAGACUUUUGAUAUGAAUAAGGACGGAUACAUUGACUUCAUGGAGUAUGUGGCUGCCCUUAGCUUAGUCCUUCGAGGUAAAAUGGAACAGAAACUGCGCUGGUACUUCAAACUGUAUGAUGUGGAUGGCAAUGGCCGUAUAGACAGGCAUGAACUGCUCAACAUCAUUAAGGCUAUCCGUGCCAUUAAUGGUUGUGAACAGCAUAUGUCGGCGGAAGAGUUCACAAACCAAGUCUUUGACAAUAUUGAUGUUAAUGGAGAUGGAGAACUUUCUCUUGAAGAGUUUGUUGAAGGAUCCAAGAAAGACAAAGAGUUUUGUGAGGUGAUGAUGAGUAGUCUAGACCUCACUCACAUUGUUACAAUGAUUCAUAAUCGAAGAUACAGUGUGUAAAAAGGAAAUGGACAGAAUUUCAGACAAAUAUUAGUUAUAACGCGGACACAGACUCAGACGCACACACACACAUACGCAUACAAACCACAUAUUCCAGCAUGGGUAAGAUGAUUAUUCUUCAGUAAUAGAAAUCAUUCUGUUAAUCUAAUGCACAGCUUCAAUCUGGAAAGAAGAACCUGAGUACAGCUUGCAUUGUGACACAAGUAUUAUGGAAAGACCUUCACAAGAUGCACUGGCUUGGAGCUAUAGGUCUGCUGGCUGACAGUGACUCCACCUUUGACCAUCCAUAACAAGAUGGCAUGAAAGGGCAUUGUAGAACUGGAGCACAAUCAGAGCUGUUGAAAUAUUUUUAAUUAUGUUGGAAUGGAUGUAUAUACACCAUAUUUGAAUAAUGCUUCAACCUGACACUAUCCUGCAUGAAUGACCUCCGUUUUGUAAAACUGCUUUCCCCUGAACGCAUAAUGUGACCAUACAGCAUCACCAACCCUGAAGCUACCUUUGUCCAAUUUCAAGAGUGAGGGGAUGACCCAUUUAUCAGUACAUCACUCACCUACAAACUGAUUUAUUUCUGUAAAGUCAAGGAUAUAAUUACAGGAUUUAUUAUAUUUUUUAAAAACUUUAUGUGAUUAAAAUAUUUUUAUUAAUUCUGA
Stegostoma tigrinum is the source of this 1296-nucleotide messenger RNA. Its product is annotated as guanylyl cyclase-activating protein 1. The transcript has 4 exons. The coding region runs from base 80 to 646 and encodes 188 amino acids. Lineage: Eukaryota; Metazoa; Chordata; Chondrichthyes; Orectolobiformes; Stegostomatidae. The record is from RefSeq and is a predicted model, not a curated record. Gene Ontology annotation, molecular function: calcium ion binding; calcium sensitive guanylate cyclase activator activity.